Camelina sativa (false flax) is the source of this 909-nucleotide messenger RNA. RefSeq names its product protein MADS AFFECTING FLOWERING 5-like. Gene Ontology annotation, molecular function: DNA-binding transcription factor activity; protein dimerization activity; RNA polymerase II transcription regulatory region sequence-specific DNA binding. Gene Ontology annotation, biological process: positive regulation of transcription by RNA polymerase II. NCBI's taxonomy places the organism in Eukaryota, Viridiplantae, Streptophyta, Magnoliopsida, Brassicales, Brassicaceae. The record is from RefSeq and is a predicted model, not a curated record. Gene Ontology annotation, cellular component: nucleus.
AAAUAAAAUAAAAAAGAAGAACAAAAUAAUAAAAAGCAAAAACGUACAGUGCCUCCGGCCAGUAAGACGGACAUCAGAAUAAAAUUAGGAGAUAAGGCUUGUCGGAGAUCAAAACUAUGGGAAGAAGAAAAGUGGAGAUCAAACGAAUUGAGAGCAAAAGCAGUCGACAAGUUACUUUCUGUAAACGACGCAAUGGUCUCAUAGAGAAAGCUCGUCAACUCUCGAUUCUCUGUGAAUCCUCCGUCGCUCUUGUCAUCGUCUCUUCCACCGGAAAACUCUACAGCUUCUCCUCCGGCGAAAGUAUGGCCAAGAUCCUCAGUCGUUUUGAAAUACAGCAGGCUGAUGAUCCUGAAACCUCAGAUCUUGCAGAAAAGGGUAUGAAUUAUCUUUCACAAGAGGAGUUGCUAGAAAUAGUCCAAUGCAAGCUUGAAGAAGCGAAAAGCGAUAAUGCAAGUAUAGAUUUUCUAAAUUCCCUGGAAGAGCAGCUCAAGACUGCUCUCUCUGUAACUAGAGAUAGGAAGACAGAACUAAUGAUGGACUUUGUGAAGACCCUUCAAGAGAAGGAGAAGCUACUGAGAGAAGAGAACCAGAUUUUGACUAGCCAGCUAUCGAAGAAGAAGAAGUCUCUGAAACCAGAGGGUGCAAGAGCAAUGUCACCGGGAAAAAGCUCCGGAAAGAACCCACGGGAGACUCUCCUGCUUCUGAAGUAACCACCAUCACCAACGGCUACUGAUUCAAAAACUAAAAAGUGUAUAAAAAAAAUCUGAUUAUGGAAAGAUACAUAUAUGAAAUACCACCCUCUUCUUUCCCCUGCUACGGAGAGAUUUGAGGGAAGAAGGCAUCAAAUAAAUGUAUUUGAUUUGUAUUAUUACCUUCGGAGACAAGAUAAUGAAUAAAUAUUGUUUCUUA